CGGAGGAAUCGGGGCCGGGGCGCCCGGAGACAGUCGGCGGAGUCGUGUGGCCACCGCGGGAGACGGGAGCGCGAGCGGGCGGCCGAGGGCGCCACCGCCACCUCCCGCAUGGUGCCGAGCCAUCCUUAGGCGGCGGCGGCGAGGCCUGCGGGGCGGCGCCGCGGAGGGGGUCGCGGUCGCGGUCGCGGCUUCCCGUCGCCCACACUUCCUCCUGCGGCGGCCGUCUCGGUGGGCGGGAUGGCGGCGGCCCGGGGGAGCGGCCGCGCUUCUGCGCCCCGGCUGCUUCUGCUCCUGCUGCUUCCGCUGCUGUGGGCCCCGGCCGGGGUCCGGGCUGUCCCCGACGAAGACGGCCUCCGGAACAAGGAGCCGCCGGCGCCCGCUCAGCAGCUGCAGCCCCAGCCCGUGGCCGCGCAGGGCCCCGAGCCGCCGCGGGCCGAGAAAGGACUCACACCAGCUGUCCCAGUUCAUACCAAUAAAGAAGAUACAGAUACCCAAACUAAUUUGGGGUUUAUCCAUGCAUUUGUUGCUGCCAUAUCAGUUAUCAUUGUAUCUGAACUGGGUGAUAAGACAUUUUUUAUAGCAGCCAUUAUGGCAAUGCGCUAUAACCGUUUGACAGUGUUGGCUGGUGCUAUGCUUGCCUUGGGCUUGAUGACGUGUUUAUCAGUUUUGUUUGGCUAUGCCACCACAGUCAUCCCCAGGGUGUAUACCUACUAUGUUUCAACCGCAUUAUUUGCCAUUUUUGGCAUUCGAAUGCUCCGGGAAGGCUUAAAGAUGAGUCCAGAUGAAGGUCAAGAGGAACUGGAAGAAGUUCAAGCAGAAUUAAAGAAAAAAGAUGAAGAAUUUCAACGAACCAAACUCUUAAAUGGACCAGGAGAUGUUGAAACUGGUACAAGCACGAUACCUCAGAAAAAGUGGCUGCAUUUUAUUUCACCCAUCUUUGUACAAGCACUUACAUUAACAUUCUUAGCAGAGUGGGGCGAUCGCUCUCAACUGACUACCAUUGUUUUGGCAGCUAGAGAGUGACAAUCAUAGGAGGCAUCGUAUUUUUGGCAUUCGCAUUUUCUGCACUAUUUAUAAGUCCUGAUUCUGGUUUUUAAGAAGCUCUUUAUUCAUGUAACUCUUGUGUUUAUGUACAUAGUGUACAUUGAAACAAAAAGUGAUGGAAAAUACUGUAUUUUGUAGCAAUGAGUUAUGAUGUCCAAAAGAAAUAAUCAUUGAUUCUAUUUGCAACAUGGAUUUUUAAAAGAAACCUGACGUCUAAGUGUGGAUUUUUCUCUUCUCCAGGAUAAUCAUGUUAAUAUGGUCUUUGUUUUAAGGACCUUUUUUGCUUUUGGUAGGGGGGCAGUAUAUACAGAACCAUUGUGCAGUGGGGUCUACCAUUUGAGUUUCUUUUUCAGCACUGACUAGUUUAUAAGGAAUACAUACCUUUUUUUUCCCUGAAUCACUGAGGUGCUUUAAGAUGUUUAUCUUAGAAUUUUUCCUUCAUGCCAGUAAGCAGCCAUUUAAUCCUAAGUCUUUCCAAAAUUAGGUUGUUUAAAGAAAUAAUAAAAAAGAGCAAGAAAAGUGUACUAAUUAGUCAGCUCUUCCACAAGUUCCAUAUCCAGUAAUUCAACCAACCACUGAUCAAAAAUACUUGAAAAAAAUGUUACAUUGUUGCUGAUGUAUAUUCUGUUGUUAGGCCUACAAUGAAUGGUUGUGUCUGUACUGAAUAUGUACAGACUUUUCCUGUCAUUAUUCCUUAAAUAUAGUAUAUCAUUUACAUAGCCUUUAUAUUGUAUGAGGUAUUAUAAUCUAGAAAUGAUUAUAAGUAAAUGUGAGUAGGUUACAUGAAAAUACUCCACCAUUUUGUAUAAAAGACUUGAGUGUCCUUGGGUUGAGGGAAGGGGUCCUGGGAUCAACCCCCUCAAUACCAAAGGACAGCUGUAUUGUUAUAUCAAUAAUAUGACAAGAAUUGUUUGCCAGGCCAUUCUUACUUUUUAAAAAAUUGGGUGGGAAACCCAAUAUAAAAGAGUCAAUAUUUGACAAUGUGAAAUUACCAAAUUAAAGGAGAAUACAAUGAGUGUAUUCGUAUUUUUUUCUAUAUUGAAUAAGCAGUGUAACAGAUACAAUGUAAAUAAAAGUGGUAUGACCAGUG
Messenger RNA from Myotis myotis, 2134 nucleotides. RefSeq names its product transmembrane protein 165 (gene TMEM165). The coding region runs from base 238 to 1023 and encodes 261 amino acids. Gene Ontology annotation, molecular function: calcium ion transmembrane transporter activity; manganese ion transmembrane transporter activity. Gene Ontology annotation, biological process: Golgi calcium ion homeostasis; manganese ion transmembrane transport; calcium ion transmembrane transport. The transcript is spliced from 5 exons. Lineage: Eukaryota; Metazoa; Chordata; Mammalia; Chiroptera; Vespertilionidae. Gene Ontology annotation, cellular component: Golgi apparatus. The record is from RefSeq and is a predicted model, not a curated record.